This is a messenger RNA of Doryrhamphus excisus (bluestripe pipefish), 1554 nucleotides long. It is a transcript of the gene tada2a, whose product is annotated as transcriptional adaptor 2A. NCBI's taxonomy places the organism in Eukaryota, Metazoa, Chordata, Actinopteri, Syngnathiformes, Syngnathidae. Gene Ontology annotation, biological process: chromatin remodeling; regulation of transcription by RNA polymerase II. The record is from RefSeq and is a predicted model, not a curated record. Gene Ontology annotation, cellular component: nucleus; SAGA-type complex. Gene Ontology annotation, molecular function: transcription coactivator activity; zinc ion binding; chromatin binding.
UUGUGCUCAACUACCUUGGCUGAAACAGGGGGUCGUGCCGAAUCAAGAAAAGUCGAUCUACCCGUAAAUCCGCAAUAUCAAUUUUGGCGUCUGUUUUAUUUAUCUCGUGUUUGUGGAGAUAUCGUCACAUGGAUCGCCUGUCCUCAUUUGGAAAUGACCCCUUCGACAAACCACCAUGCAGAGGCUGCACAUCCUUCCUAACAGAGCCUUACAUCAAAUGUGCAGAAUGUGGACCUUCUCCUUUCUUACUCUGCCUUCAGUGUUUUACCAGAGGAUUUGAAUACAAGAAACAUCAGAGUGACCACAAGUAUGAAAUAAUGACAUCAGACUUCCCGGUUCUGGAGCCCGGUUGGACGGCGCAGGAGGAGGUGGCACUCCUGGAGGCCGUCAUGGACUGUGGCUUUGGAAACUGGCAGGAUGUUGCCUACCAAAUGCGCAGUAAAAGCAAAGAGGAGUGCGAGAGCCACUACAUGAAGAAUUUUAUCAACAACCCGCUCUUCUCCUCCACGCUGCUCAGCCUGCGCAAAACUAAAGACGCUCGCUUUGCAGACGACGCCGUUCCUUUCAAACCAACAGAUGAGCCCCCCCGGCCCACCUUUGACUCUGUGCUGUCACGAGACAUGGCGGGAUACAUGCCUGCUCGUGCAGACUUCAUGGAGGAGUUUGACAACUACGCAGAAUGGGAUAUCAAGGACAUUGAUUUUGUGGAUGAUGACUCAGACAUCCUGCGAGCACUCAAGCUGGCAGUGGUUGAUAUUUACCAUUCAAGAUUAAAGGAGCGACAACGCAGGAAGAAGAUCAUUCGAGACCAUGGACUCAUCAACAUGCGCAAAUUCCAGGUAUUGGAGCGUUGCUACCCAAAGGAGGUGCAGGAGCUCUAUGACGUCAUGAGACGAUUUGCACGAGUCGCCGGACCUGUUGAACAUGACAAGUUCAUUGAGAGUCACGCACUGGAGUUUGAGCUGCGGCGGGAGAUCCGCAAGCUACAGGAGUACAGGAAAGCCGGGAUCAAGUCUUUCUGCAGCGGCAAAGUGUACGAGCGGGUGAAGCGGAUGCGCGAGGACGAGCGCAGGAAGAGGACCAUGUUAUGCGACGUACUGCAGUACAUCCAGGACGGCAGAGCGUGCCAGCAAUGGCUCAGCAAGCAGGCCGCCAUAGAUGCUGGCAUCACACCGGCUGUCACAACAAUCACAACAUCAGCAACAGGCAGGCGCAGCGCCCCUCCCCUCAACCUGACCGGGCUGCCAGGGACAGAGAAACUCAACGAACGGGAGAAAGAGCUGUGUCAGGUUGUACGUUUGGUGCCAGGCGCUUACCUGGAGUACAAGCAGGCGCUGCUCAACGAGUGUCAGCGUCAGGGGGGUCUGCGUUUGGCUCAGGCCCGAGCGCUCAUCAAAAUCGACGUCAACAAGACGCGCAAAAUCUACGACUUCCUCAUCAAGGAGGGCUAUAUCACCAAGGCAUAGCAGCCCACGGGUGUGUGUGUAUUCUGUCUGUGUGUGAUUUGUGUGUGUCUGGUGUUACGUGUAUUAAAGUCGUAUAUUUAAAACACAA